This is a messenger RNA of Perognathus longimembris pacificus (Pacific pocket mouse), 1062 nucleotides long. RefSeq names its product stimulated by retinoic acid 8 (gene Stra8). Gene Ontology annotation, molecular function: protein dimerization activity. Gene Ontology annotation, biological process: meiotic cell cycle; cellular response to retinoic acid. The record is from RefSeq and is a predicted model, not a curated record. The transcript has 8 exons. Bases 1 to 1062 code for a protein of 353 amino acids. NCBI's taxonomy places the organism in Eukaryota, Metazoa, Chordata, Mammalia, Rodentia, Heteromyidae.
AUGGCGUCCUGUGGGCAAGGCCCAGCAAUGUCCCCUGCGGUGGGGAAGCUCCAGGAGCUUGAGCCUCGGGUGGCCCGCAGACGUCUAUCACAGGCCCGCCACCGAGCUACCCUGGUGAUGCUCUUCAACGACCUCCGGAAGAUUGUCUACUCCAAGUCUGACCUCACAUCCUCAAAGUGGCAGGUUCUGAAUAAGGCGAAGGAUUAUAUUCAAGGACUGGAACAAAUGCUGGGCAAUUUGCUAAAGCUAAAAGAAUCCUUCAACCUGAAUGACGAGAAUGCCAAGAGCUUAGAGGAGAUCAAGGAAGAAUAUGCCAGAAUGUACUCUGGAGACAACAGCUUGAUCUUAGAAAAUUUUCCUCAGAAUGACUCCUUCCUCCUGUGUCCACCUGAGACUGGCGGGAAGGAGGAGGCUGAGGAAGAAGAUGAGGAAGAACAAGACGAGGAGGAAGAAGAGGAGGAAGAAGAGAAAAAAAUAGACUUGACUGCUUCUCCAGUUGCUACAUCCCCAGAGCUCCUGGAAUUUGAGCGGUACCUCAACUUUUACAAGCAGACGAUGGAUCUGCUGACGUGGAACGGCAUCAUCUCUUCCCAGGAGGUGUUACUCCCCAUCGUCUCAGCAGCCAUCUCCCGCCUGUGGCAGAUCCUCCCUGAGGAAUCCAAGGCCUGUCUGCUGCAGGCAUGGACACAGAAGCACAGCAGCCUGGCCGAGGCUGGCCUGGAGUCCACCUAUGCCGAGGACAGCAUGAAGGACAGCGGGGUGGACAGCCAGGGAGCCAGCUGCUCACUGGCCUCCACCCCCGAGGAGAUCCUUUUUGAAGAUGCUUUUGAUGUGGCAAAUUUCCUGGACAAAAACGAAAUUCCAAGUACAUUGAGCUCCAGCUCCAUGUAUGCUUACUUCAACCCUGAUAAUACCCAGGAGAAGUUCCAGCUCUACAUGCAGAUCAUCGACUUUUUCAAAGAGCUCGGCAGUGGCAACACUCAGGUAAAAGAGGAAUCAGUUGAUGAUGAAGAGAUGAUUAUGUUGAAAUGCAUGGAGACCUUUGACGACGAAGACCUGUAA